Messenger RNA from Gallus gallus (chicken), 2943 nucleotides. RefSeq names its product PHD finger protein 7-like. Bases 1372 to 2943 code for a protein of 523 amino acids. The transcript is spliced from 7 exons. Gene Ontology annotation, cellular component: nucleus. NCBI's taxonomy places the organism in Eukaryota, Metazoa, Chordata, Aves, Galliformes, Phasianidae. The record is from RefSeq and is a predicted model, not a curated record.
CACUGCUGGCUCAUGUCCAGCUUCUCGGCUACCAGGACCCUCAAGUCCUUCUCCACAGGGCUGCUCUCAAGGGGUUCUUUGCCCAGUCCGUAUAAACACCUGGGAUUACCCUGGCCCAAGAGCAACACCCUGCACUUGUCCUUGUUGAACCUCAGUAGAUUCACACGGGCCCACUUCUCCAGCCUGUCCAGGUCCCUCUGGAUGGCUUCCCUUCCCUCCAACGUAUCGACUGCACCGCUCAGCUUGCUGUCACCCACAAAUUUGCUGAGGGUGCACUCGAUGCCAUCGAGUUUAUUUAUUAUGCGCCGUUUAUUUAAAAAAAAAUGUAUUAAAGAGUGAAUUACUAUAGUAACUGUAUUUUUAUUUAAGAGACUGUUGGCUAUCUUGCUCCACUGUGCAGAUACAGAAGCAGUGCCAAACAGUGAUACAGCUGUUGCAGUAAAAUGAAAGGUCACUCUGCAGGUGAUCUCCAGACAUACCUUCAAAACUGAGCCACUCUGUAUAUCCGAUGAAUAUAUUCUUAGUUUAUAAUAAUGCCUUUCUUGUGGCAAUAUUAAUGCUUGGUAGGAAACUAACCACAUACACCGUCAAACCUUACACAGCCAAACUCUUUCAGUCAGUUUCCUAUCACUCAUCUCUGUAUCAAUGCUGUAUCCUUCUGUUUGUUAUUUUCAUUUGUUUACUAGCAGACAAAAUGUGUUUGAUUGUUAUGAAUUACUGAAUUUAAAAUGAGAUGAAAAGAGUGUCCAAUGUGAAUAAAAUAGAAAAAAUAGCAUAGCUCCAUAAAUAUCGAAGAUCUAAAAAUAGAAAUAAAAAAUUUUAUCUCGGUAAGAAAUCAAUAAAAAGAAAAUAAAAAAAAAAUAUGAUAGCACCAGACGAUGUAAAGCAAUUCAAGGAAAUUCUAAGAUCGUUACAUCACAGAGUAAUAGAAUAUUGUUGCCGGCAGGUCGAAGGAGGCAAACCUUCCUGCCCGCUCCAUGGCCAGCAGCAGGCACCUCACUGCACUGCCUGCAACAGCCGCCAUCUUGCUUGGGUGCCGAGGGCCCACGCCCUCACCCCUCUGUGUGGUAGUGACUACCUCACAGAGCGUGUCGCAAAGCGGCCAUUGUGACAUAAGCAGCCAGGAGCAGGUUAGGCCAGGCCAAGCUCAGACCGUGGGUCAGUGCGACCUGGUGAGGUGAGGAGAGAGGGCAGGGAGCCAGGGGCUGCCUGGGGCUGCUCAGUGAGGAGGGGUCCCCACGCCCUGGGGGCCUGAGCUGCUAACUCAACUCUCGUCCUGCUUCUCCCUCAGAGUCGGCAGAGGAGAGUGUGCAGGAGAAAGCCCAGCGCUGACUGGGCAGGGACUCCAAGCGCUCAGCGUCGACGUGUACCAUGUCCAAAAGGAAGGAGAAGACCUCCCACUCGGAGGAGCAAGUAUGCAUGCUGUGUCGCCGAGCAGACGUUCACCCGGACAUCUGCGGGCCCACCCUCAGCGAGAGCGGGCUUUGCGUCCACAAGUUUUGCUUGUUUUUUGCCAACGGCCUGUAUGAACACACUGCCCUCCAGAGGGCAGUUCUCAAGUUCCCCCUUGAUGCCAUCAGAUGCACAAUCGAGGAGGCAGAGCAGAAGCACUGCUUCGUUUGUGGAGAGAAGGGGGCCUCCAUCUGCUGCGCAGAGACAGGCUGUGAGCGUAGCUUUCAUCUGCCCUGUGCCACGGAUGGCGAAUGCGUCACGCACUUCUUUGGGAGGCACAGGUCCUUCUGCUGUGAGCACCGCCCUCAGCAGAUAGUGGAGGCAGAUCCAGAGCCUGACACAGCCUGCAUCAUCUGCCUGGAGCCCGUGGGGGACAAAAAGUCCUACCACACCAUGGUGUGCCCAGUGUGCAUACAGGCCUGGUUCCACCGGAGCUGCAUCCAGGUAGGAGCCCUCCCCUUGCUCUGCAGUCACCGCAGGUGCUCAGCGGCACCAGGCCCCGCUCACACUCUGGCUGCUUGUGUGUUACUGCCGCAGGGACAGGCCAUGAGCGCUGGCAUUCUGCGCUUCCAAUGUCCCGUCUGCAGAGACAGGAUGCAGUUCCGGACGCAAAUGCACAUCCUCGGGAUCCAAAUCCCAGCCAGAAGACCAACAUGGGAGGACAAGGAGUCCUAUGAAAAGCUGUAUGAGAUGCACGGGCUCUGUGAUGUCAGCGAGUGCCUGUACACAGAAGGCAGGGAGCAAGCAGAGGAAGAGGGGCCCUGGGAGCUGCUCGUUUGCACCUCUUGUGCUGUGCAAGGCACCCACCGGCACUGCUCCUCCUUGAGCGAGAGCAUAACAAGCUGGGAGUGUGACAUCUGUGCUGGCGUGGGCACAGGUAAGAGGCAAACAGCCGUGUACUGCUGGCUUGGGGCCAGGCAAGGCCUGGCAGCGGGUCCUCAGAGCGGCUUUGCCAGAGUUCCUCUGCCCCUGGACGGAUGGGAACCUCGCCCACCAUGGGGCUGCCGGGUCAUCCGGCUGACCUUCCUGCCUCUCCUUACAGCCUCCAGUGACGAGCCGCAGCUUGCUGGUCCCAGCACUGCCAGCCAGGAGGCAGAGGGGCCAUCUCCUAGCUCCCCAGAACCUGGCAACCACAGAUCCGACUCCACCAGCAAGGCAGCAUCGGAGUCACCCUGUGGUUCUCAGCUGCCUAAGCGCAGCAGCCUGUCCAGCCAGCCCAGGACAGGACAGAGCAAGAGCCGCGGACAUACAUCUAAGCAGCACCAAGGACACCAAGGGAGCAGCCCUACACCAGCUCCAGGUGCUGAGAGCAGCCCCCGCGGAUCCACCAGCAAGCGGGAAGUGGGGUCCUCCAGAAAUUGCCCAGCGGCUGAACGCAGAAGGCAAUCUGGGCAGCAGGGACACAGGCCGGACAAGAAGCCGCUCUCCGCUGAAGGAUCGUGCCUCCAAUUCCCCGAGCCAGCUCAGAAGAAAUCCUGGCAGCAGACGUAG